This is a messenger RNA of Sorghum bicolor (sorghum), 2135 nucleotides long. Its product is annotated as chaperone protein dnaJ 49. The coding region runs from base 366 to 1466 and encodes 366 amino acids. Gene Ontology annotation, biological process: cellular response to misfolded protein. Lineage: Eukaryota; Viridiplantae; Streptophyta; Magnoliopsida; Poales; Poaceae. Gene Ontology annotation, cellular component: endoplasmic reticulum membrane. The transcript has 4 exons. The record is from RefSeq and is a predicted model, not a curated record. Gene Ontology annotation, molecular function: Hsp70 protein binding.
GUCUUAGCAGAAAAGUGCAGCGCCUUUCGCCGUGCCGUCUCCUCUCCUCCGAAGGCUUCCUUCCCCUCUCCGGUGGCGGGGGUGUGAUCUUCCUCCCCUCGCUCUUAUCCGAUUCGGUCGACGCGCGGCCGGUUCUUCUCGGUGACUUCGAGGUGUCGCGACACAUCGAGGUUUAGGAGAGGAUUGUUUAGGGAUGGUAUCGCCCUGUUUCUUGCAUGUUGAUGUCCUGUUUAGAUGAUGCGGAAGGCCGAUGAGGGCAUGCGGUCUUUCUCGGCUGGUUUAUCCUAUGAUGUUGGUGUAGUUCUGAAUUGAUAAGGUCAUCAGUUUGAGGUUUUGGCCUAUUUUACCCACAGCUGAUUGGACUCAUGGAUGGGAACAAAGAUGAGGCCUUGAGGUCUGUCAAGCUUGCAAAAUCUGCAUUUGCAUCUGGGGAUAGGCAGCGUGCAGAAAAAUUAGUUAAAAUUGCUCAAAGAUUGGACCCGAGUCUUCCACUUGAUGAUUUGUUGAGCCCAGUUGAGAAGGUUGGCAUCCUGAACAGUGCUACUUGCAAAGACAAGACUGGAAGAGGCCAAGCUCGUGUAGACCCCAAAACACCAAAAGAAUCUGUUGGUCCUUUAAAUGUUGAUCAGGCUUACACUGAGGAGAAUAUUAGAGUGGUUCAGGAUAUCAGGAAAAAGAAGGAUUACUAUGCAGUUCUUGGUGUAGAGAGAAGAUGCUCUGUGGAGGAAAUUAGGAAGGCCUACAGGAGGUUAUCACUGAAGGUUCAUCCUGACAAGAACAAGGCUCCUGGGUCAGAGGAUGCUUUCAAGUUGGUAAGCAAGGCUUUCAAGUGCCUAAGCAAUGAUCAGUCACGAAGGACUUAUGAUCAGACAGGCACCAUUGAGGACCAUGAAUUCAAUGAGCAAUAUCCCAAUGUCAUGAGGCGGGGAGCUGCUAGGCGGAGGAGGCCAGCAAGAAGUGGCUUCUAUAACUACGAAGAAGAUUUUGAUCCUGAUGAAAUAUUCAGGUCCUUCUUUUAUGGCACCCAUGAUAAUCUGUUCCAUGCUCAGAAUACCUACAGGGCUAGGGGAACAGGCAGGCAACAGCAACAGAGAAGGGAACAUUCAAUGCAGGGUAGUUCCGGCAUAAAUGUAACAGUGUUAAUUCACCUUGUGGUGGUACUGUUCAUUGUUUCGCUUGCAUUUAUUCCAGCGCGUCGGUCUGAGUACUCCCUUCAAAAGACAUAUUACUUUCCCAUUUCAAGGGUCACUCAAAACCAAGGGGUGGAGUACUUUGUCAGCAAACAAGAUUUUGAUCAGCGGUUUCCACUGGGGAGUCAGUCUAGAGAGAAUCUUGAACAGCAUGUUUUGAAGGACUAUAAGAGUUUACUUGGAAGAUAUUGCCAUGUGGAACUCCAACGGCGCCAAUGGGCCAAGGACUACCCUACACCUCACUGCGACGAGCUUAGGAGCCUGUCUGAGGCAUGAAAUGUGCAUAUGUGAUUAGUUUGAUCUCCCAUUUUCGUCCAUGGAAGAAUAUCACUCAUAUUUGCAGGUGCAACAUAGGAAAUUGUUUCGAGCAAAAGGAAGAGCACGGUUUCUCUAGUCCGUCUGGUUGUGAUUUGACAACCAAUAACUGGACAGUAGUGCUGUGUUAUAACAGUAAAAUCAUAUAUGUUUAUAAUUCACAAAAUUAUAUGUGUUUAUGCAAUUGAUACUAUUCGCUUGGUUGAUAAGCCAUGGCUGAAAGUACAUAAGCUCAAGCGAACAUAGCGCCAGAGCAUAAAAGCCUUGUUUACAUGAAGAGAUGGCUGGUGACCAACCGAUUGAAGUGGCGGUGUACGUGGCCAUGGUUCACGUUGUUGCAGAUGCAGCACACCUCACACCUCCGAUGUAGCUACGGAUGCCCGCACUUUACUGUAAAAUUCUUUCAAAGGCAAAUGUAACUGUGGGAUACUUGUGGCACUUUGAUGCUUCUGGUUGUGCUCCGUUAAUCGUUUUUUUAGGAAACACUGGGCUCGUUCCCUACUGUUUAUAUAUACUGAUGACUCCAUCCCAUCAAGAAUGUACUUGUAGCUACAGUGCUAACUCGAACAAUCUUCUCUGACAUUUUUAAAAACAUACUAAUAUGAUAUCGGAUAAGUAUCAUUUGAUUUA